AUGCUCGCUGGCGCCCUUUUCGCGGUGCUCGGCGCACUCCCUGCCGCCGCCGCCGGCCUCACCGACGACGAUCUGCGCAACAUCCCGUCGCCCGGGGACGACUUCGACAUACACACGGGCAAGCUCCUGGCCCCCAUACUGAUCCCCCGUGUGCCUGGCACCCAAGGCAGCCACAAGACCCAGAAACACUUUGUCGACUUCUUCCAGUCGUCGCUGCCGUCGUGGGAGCUCUCGUGGCAGAACUCGACUUCCAAGACGCCCCUCAGCGACACCAGAGAUGUGCCCUUUUCCAAUUUGAUAUUCCGUCGAGACCCGCCCGACUCGCAUCCCGGCGACGUGUCGCGCCUGACCCUCGUCGCGCACUUCGACUCGCUGAUCAAGCCCGAGGGCUUCGUGGGCGCCAUUGAUUCCGCCGCGCCGUGUGCCAUGCUGAUGCAUGUGGCGAGGAGCAUCGAUGCCGCGCUGACCAAGAAGUGGCAAGACGGCCACGACGGGCUAGAGGAGCGGCAGGGCGUGCAGAUUUUGUUUCUUGAUGGCGAGGAGGCCUUUGUGCAGUGGUCUGAUACCGACUCGCUAUAUGGAGCGAGAUCCCUGGCGCAAGAAUGGGACGAAACCUCCCACCCAACACUGUCGACCUUCCGCACGCCCCUCGAGAGCAUCUCCCUCUUCGUCCUCCUCGACCUCCUCGGCUCGCCCAGCCCCAGCGUCCCCUCGUACUUUCUUCCCACGCACUGGACCUACAGGAACAUGGCGGCUCUCGAGGGCCGCAUGCGCGCCCUCAACCUGCUCGAGUCCACGCCCGCGAAGCCUUUCCUCCCGGACCGGGACAAGCAGGCGGCGGAGUUCGGCCGCAACUACAUCGAGGACGACCACAUCCCCUUUAUGCUGCGCGGUGUGGAUGUGCUGCACCUGAUACCGGGACACUUCCCACCCGUGUGGCACACCCUGGACGACGACGGCGAGCACUUGGACCUGGCAACGACGAGGGACUGGGCGAGGAUAGUCACGGCGUUUGUGGUGGAGUUUAUGGAGCUCGGUGGGCUGUCGAAUACGACGGCCGCGAGGACCGCGCUGGAGGGGAGUGCUACGCAGAAUGUGCUCGGCAAAAGGACUGAGCUGUGA
This is a messenger RNA of Metarhizium album ARSEF 1941, 1122 nucleotides long. RefSeq names its product Peptidase M28. The transcript is spliced from 2 exons. Gene Ontology annotation, molecular function: glutaminyl-peptide cyclotransferase activity; zinc ion binding. The coding region runs from base 1 to 1122 and encodes 373 amino acids. Lineage: Eukaryota; Fungi; Ascomycota; Sordariomycetes; Hypocreales; Clavicipitaceae. The record is from RefSeq and is a predicted model, not a curated record.